Sugiyamaella lignohabitans is the source of this 828-nucleotide messenger RNA. RefSeq names its product C-terminal domain kinase I (CTDK-I) gamma subunit (predicted). The transcript has a single exon. Gene Ontology annotation, cellular component: CTDK-1 complex. The coding region runs from base 1 to 828 and encodes 275 amino acids. Gene Ontology annotation, biological process: positive regulation of transcription by RNA polymerase I; positive regulation of DNA-templated transcription, elongation. NCBI's taxonomy places the organism in Eukaryota, Fungi, Ascomycota, Dipodascomycetes, Dipodascales, Trichomonascaceae. The record is from RefSeq and is a predicted model, not a curated record.
AUGGACCCCUUUGAAGCCCGGCUCCAAUUUAUCAAGACUCUUCAGAGGCUUAAUGCCAGCAAUGAAGCGAAUGAAAAUGCACUACAAUUUCUGCUACAGAAUACUGAUUUGAUGGAAGACUUAUACUCGUGUACCUUGGAAGAACUUGAUAAGUCAUCACUCAAUGUAAAACUGAACAUUUUUUAUUUUCUAGAAAUGAUUGUGUGUGGCUGUUCAGCACGACAAGCAACUCAAUUUCAGCACUGGAUAGCCAGGGACCUUGAUACAAUUAUUGACAAGGUGGUUCCAGAGACUCAGGUGGGACUGGUAAAUUUAUCACCUAGCCGCUCAAUUGUGGCCAGUAUUCUAUCUAAGGGCAAAGCUCCCGUAGACGGAAAAGUUCAGGAGAGAGCGAUGAUAAUAUUAAAAUCUCGGACUGAUCUUUUAGAAGCACCUCUGCCUACUGUUACUGUUGGCCAAAGCUCAUCCAGAAUGACCCGUGAGCAUUCUCUCCAAUCUGACAGUGUUAGGACCAGUCCCGUGGUCGAAAAUGCUGAUGACAGCUUCACUGGAGAUGACAAAAGAACAACGUCAUCGCCGAAGCCGAUUAUUCCAGGUCACAACUUAUCUCGAAACGAAAUUCUCCGCAGAAUGGAUGAGGACCGUGAGAGAAGUAAGCGAUUAAAAGAAGACAUCUGGGCAGAAGAUUAUCAAUUUGGACCGUUUUCCGAGUUCAAUAGAGACUGGGAUUCGACUGGCCCACUUAACGACCUUGAUUACGAACAAAUGAAUGAAGAUAACGAGAUAUUUAUGGAAUCUAUCUCUACGACAAGCGUGCAUGCAAUAUGA